CUCAUGUCUCCUGGAUUCUUGGAUAUCCCACCUUUCGUUUCUUGGAAGCUUCUUGAUUCUCCAAUCCUGACUCAUCACUGAUCAUCCUGACCAAAUAUCUUGAGCUGCUCAAUGCCAAUAUUCAAAAGGUUCCACCAGAUGGCUAAUGUCUUCUGGACGCUCUUCUGGGUCCCCGUGAUCGCCAUGGAUAAGAGCGGCAAGAUUCCUCGGCCUGAGAUCCGAAUUGAAGGGGAUCUGGUCAUCGGGGGUCUCUUUCCAGUCCACGAGAAAGGAGGACCCGGCUCGGAGUGUGGCCGCAUGAAUGAGCACCGUGGACUGCAGAGACUGGAAGCCAUGUUGUUUGCUGUGGAUGCCAUUAACAGGGACCCGCAAAUUCUUCCAGGGCUUCAGCUGGGGGCCCAUAUACUGGACACGUGUUCCAAAGACACGUAUGCACUGGAGCAGGCCUUGGAGUUGGUACGAGGAUCUUUGACCCGGGGUGAUGGACCUCAGUACUUGUGUCCAGAUGGAUCAUACGCUAUACAUGGGGAUACCCUUACAGCCAUCAGUGGGGUGAUUGGAGGAUCAUACAGUGAUGUGUCGAUACAGGUGGCCAACCUGCUGCGGCUCUUCCAGAUCCCACAGAUCAGUUACGCCUCCACCAGUGCCAAGCUGAGCGACAAGUCACGCUACGACUUCUUUGCACGCACGGUUCCCCCGGACUUCUAUCAAGCCAAGGCCAUGGCGGAGAUCCUUCGCUUCUUCAACUGGACUUACGUCUCCACGGUGGCGUCUGAGGGGGAUUACGGUGAAACCGGCAUCGAGGCAUUCGAGCAGGAGGCCCGGGCUCGUAACAUUUGCAUCGCCACCUCCGAGAAGGUGGGCCGCUCCAUGAAUAAGAAGACCUUUACCAGCGUGAUCCGGGCCCUGCAGCAGAAGCCCACGGCCAAAGUGGUGGUCCUGUUCACCAAGAUCGAGGAUGCCCGGGAGCUACUGGCGGCGGCCCAGCAACUCAACGUCUCCUUCACGUGGGUGGCCAGCGACGGUUGGGGCGCGCUGGAGAGCGUGGUGCUGGGUAGUGAGGAAGUAGCUGAAGGCGCCAUCACCAUAGAACUGGCGUCGUACCCGCUGUGGGAGUUCCCCAAAUACUUCCAGUCCUUGCACCCCUUCAAUAACACGCGCAAUCCUUGGUUCAGGGAGUUCUGGGAGAACAAGUUCCACUGCCGGCUCGACACCUUGGACUGCACAAGACACACGCUGCAAGAAGUGAAGUUUGAGCAAGAGUCCAAAAUCAUGUUUGUGGUGAACGCUGUGUAUGCCAUGGCGCACGCACUCCACAACAUGUACCAGGCACUGUGCCCCAAUGUCACCCAGUUAUGCCCUACCAUGAACCCACCCAAUGGACGACGCCUCUAUCGUGAAUACAUCCUCAAUGUGAAGAUUGACGCUCCAUUCCCUCCUCCGGACACCCACAGCACAGUGAGAUUCGACAAAUUUGGGGAUGGAAUUGGCCGUUACAAUAUCUUCAAUUUCCAGAACACGGACGGCCAUUACCACUACAAGAAAGUCGGCUACUGGGCUGAAGAGCUGACACUCAACACAAGCCUCAUCCCUUGGGCCAGCAGCGCGGUGCCUGUGUCCCAGUGCAGCGACCCCUGCAAGAAGAACGAGGUGAAAAGCAUGCAGCCCGGAGACGUCUGCUGCUGGAUCUGCAUCCCGUGCCAACCGCACGAGUACCUGCUGGACGAGUUCACCUGCAGGGACUGCGGCCUCGGCUACUGGCCCAACGAGGAUCUGAAGGACUGUUUCGAGUUGCCGCAGGAGUACAUACGCUGGAGCGAUGCCUGGGCGUUGGGCCCGGUUUGCCUGUCCUGCUUGGGACUUAUCUCCACCUUCUUUGUGAUCUGGGUGUUCAUACAGAACAACAACACCCCGAUCGUCAAGGCCUCUGGCCGCGAACUCUGCUACAUCCUGCUGAUUGGUGUGCUUCUCUGCUACGCCAUGACCUUUGUAUUCAUUGCCAAACCCUCCACCAUCGUCUGUACCCUUCGACGCCUUGGACUCGGAACAUCUUUCGCUAUAUGUUAUUCGGCCCUGCUCACCAAGACCAACCGCAUCGCCCGCAUUUUCAGCGGCGCUCGGGACGGGGUCCAGCGGCCAAGAUUCAUAAGCCCCGCCUCUCAGGUAGGCAUCUGCCUGGCCCUCAUCUCCUGCCAGCUCUUGGUGGCGAUGAUCUGGCUGCUCCUGGAGCCAGCCGGGACCCGCAAGGACACGGCACCAGAUAAGAGAUAUGUGGUGACCCUGAAGUGUAACAGCGGAGAUGGCAGCAUGCUCUUGAGCUUGUCCUACAAUGUCCUGCUCGUCCUUCUCUGCACCCUCUACGCGUUCAAGACACGAAAGUGCCCGGAGAACUUCAACGAGGCCAAGUUCAUUGGUUUCACCAUGUAUACCACCUGCAUCAUCUGGUUGGCAUUCCUUCCCAUCUUCUAUGUCACCUCCAGUGACUACAGGGUUCAGACCACCACCCUGUGUGUCUCGGUCAGUCUCAGUGGCUCGGUGGUCCUGGGGUGCCUCUUCACCCCAAAACUUCACAUCAUCAUGUUCCAGCCGCAGAAAAAUGUCACCAGUCACCGCAGUGCCACUAACCGAUUCAGCGCCACCGGAGCGGGCGGAUCCCACAGUGAGUAUGACUAUUCUGGAGCCCAUUAUGUUCCCACCGUGUGCAACGGUCGCGAGGUGGUGGACUCCACUACGUCGUCCCUGUGACGCGAGCAGGGGGCGGAGAUGCAGCGAUGACAUCCCAGCUGUGGAAGAAGGCCGACCCUAACAAGAUGGCUCUGGAGACGUCGGGCCUGACCGGGACUUCGAGCUCCCAAUGCUGAUGAACCUGCCCAAAGCCAAAACGUCCAUCGGCGUUCCA
Messenger RNA from Nanorana parkeri, 2899 nucleotides. It is a transcript of the gene GRM2, whose product is annotated as glutamate metabotropic receptor 2. Lineage: Eukaryota; Metazoa; Chordata; Amphibia; Anura; Dicroglossidae. The transcript is spliced from 6 exons. Gene Ontology annotation, molecular function: group II metabotropic glutamate receptor activity. Gene Ontology annotation, cellular component: membrane. The record is from RefSeq and is a predicted model, not a curated record. Gene Ontology annotation, biological process: regulation of synaptic transmission, glutamatergic; G protein-coupled glutamate receptor signaling pathway. Bases 112 to 2745 code for a protein of 877 amino acids.